AAAAACACAGACACACACACAAAAGUCACUCUCAUCUUUUUAAUUUUUUCCUCUGUCCUCUCUGUUUCUCUCUCCCCCAAAGUCUGUGUUUUUUCACUCUCAAAAAAACCGGAAAUUCCACUCAUUUUGUCGCUGAAUUCACUCAAAAGAUCACCGUUUUCGAAUUCUGCAAUGUUUGAUCUCCCUGGUUAGUCUGAAAUUCCCCCCGGUGUUAUUGAGAAUUGUGAUCAAAUUCUGGAAGGUUCAAGUGAUCCGGGUGAUUUUUUUUAUUGGAAAUGCUGGAAGCAGUUGAGAGUUCAGUGAAUGGAUUUUCUUCACAUUUGCAGAGCUGCGGAGACAGCAGUGAAGAAGAGCUUUCAGUUUUACCUCGUCAUACUAAGGUUGUUGUGACUGGCAAUAACAGGACUAAGUCUGUUCUUGUUGGACUUCAGGGUGUAGUCAAGAAAGCUGUUGGACUUGGAGGAUGGCAUUGGCUGGUUCUGACAAAUGGCAUUGAAGUGAAGUUACAGAGGAAUGCUCUAAGUGUUAUAGAAGCUCCAACUGGCAAUGAAGAUGAUGAUGAUAUUGAAUUUGAAAAUGUGCAAUGGAAUGUCUCUGAUCUGGCAUCCGAUGACACUCAUAAGUCCCCCAGAUCAAGGAAUCGCAUGCAUAAAUCAUCAGGAUCACCUCGCAGGAGUAUGAGCAGGUCUCUCUCUUGUGACUCACACUCCAAGGGAUCUGUUUCUAUGCCUCCCGGGUCCACGAAGAUUGACCUCAGCAAACUGGAAAUGGCCGCUUUGUGGAGAUAUUGGAGACAUUUUAACCUUGUUGACGCCAUUCCUAACCCUUCUAAGGAGCAGCUCAUUGACGUUGUUCAGAGGCAUUUUAUGUCGCAGCAAUUGGAUGAAUUACAGGUGAUUUCCGGAUUUGUAAAGGCCGCAAAGAGACUCAAGACCGUAUGCAAGUAACUAACGGAGACACGAGGAAUUCUUUGCAGAUUGUCCCUGACGCUAACAAAUUGGUUGGUUUUAUUCCCCUGUUCUCGCGCUUGGUUUCUGUAAAAAAAAAAUAUGAAUAUACCUAUAACUAUAUCCUCAGGAUUGUUGGUAGUAGCCGUAGUUGUAGAUAACUUGGUGGUCAGAUUAUGCUAAUUGACCAACUUCCUCAGAUUCUUAAAUUAGGACAUGUUGUAAGUGGUCACAUUAAGAAUGUAAAGUCCUCGUAUGAUAAUUAACAGUCCGUUAAUUAACCAUCUGCUUUUGUUGGUUAACAACCCAAUAUUGUUCAGAAACCCUCCCAUGCAUCUCUGUCAUGUCUUCCCUCAAUUGACAUCCG
Oldenlandia corymbosa var. corymbosa is the source of this 1314-nucleotide messenger RNA. NCBI's taxonomy places the organism in Eukaryota, Viridiplantae, Streptophyta, Magnoliopsida, Gentianales, Rubiaceae. The record is from the annotation of a GenBank genome assembly.